Molecule: messenger RNA, 948 nt
Organism: Aspergillus homomorphus CBS 101889
Lineage: Eukaryota; Fungi; Ascomycota; Eurotiomycetes; Eurotiales; Aspergillaceae
Product: aldolase
Exons: 5
Coding region: 1-948 (315 amino acids)
Biological process (GO): pentose-phosphate shunt, non-oxidative branch; carbohydrate metabolic process
Cellular component (GO): intracellular anatomical structure
Molecular function (GO): transaldolase activity
Source: RefSeq, a predicted model, not a curated record
AUGGAGAAUUCACAGAUCAAGCUACUCGACUACCUGCGCUCGAAGACUCAGGUAGAUUUGGACACAUUUGACAUGGAUGAGCUCUCUAAAGACAGCAGACGAAGCGUGCUCGACAAGGCUAUCGAGCUUGCUACUCAGCUACUUGACCAGUAUCCCACAGUUACACAGGAAGAACUGACUAUCGAGAUCGGGGCUAUACUUCUGGCAAUUCAAGUUCGACCAUUUGUAACAGGAAAUAUCCAUAUCAUGGUCAAUCCUAACUAUGCGUACUAUCAACGCAAAACGGUAGAAGCCGCAAAGAGACUGCAUCAUUUGUUUCAUGAGAUUGACCCAUCUUUCGAUCCGUCUCGCCUUGUUUUGAAAAUUGCAGCUACCUGGGAGGGACUUCAAGCUUGUCGGGAGCUGCACUAUUCUCGUAUCCAGACACUGGCCACUACCCUCUUCACCAUGGAACAGGCGGUGUUGGCCGGAGAAGUUGGUUGCGUCUCCAUCUCACCCUUCGUGCAUGAGCUCAAGGCAAUUUUCCAGCCAAGCUAUAAGGGCUCGGACUCAUUGCUACCUCUGUGUGUUCAGGCCCAGCAGUGGUAUCUGCAGGAGUCUUUACCGACCAAGGUCAAGGCGUGUGCUACGAUGGGGUUAGACGAGAUCUUGCAGUUGGCCGGUGUUGCAGCAUUCACUUUGGUCCCAGACGACUUGAAGUUAUUGCAAACUACUCAGAAGAACGAAGCCGAAGUACAAAGCUUGUCAUUGUUUCAAGGUCUGAGCACACUGCAAGUUAAGGUGACCUAUCCGUCCUACGUCAACGACGAGGCAGGUUAUCGUACGGCCUUUGCUCGAGCUGAAGAAGGUCGCGCACAGCUAAAACUGGGCCAGGCGAUCCAUAUAUUCUGUGACUUCCAGACCAAGGCGGAGCAAUUGGUCCGAGAUGCGAAGAAGUGUGAUGCGUAG